Molecule: messenger RNA, 1152 nt
Organism: Trichoderma aggressivum f. europaeum
Lineage: Eukaryota; Fungi; Ascomycota; Sordariomycetes; Hypocreales; Hypocreaceae
Exons: 5
Coding region: 1-1152 (383 amino acids)
Molecular function (GO): O-methyltransferase activity
Source: RefSeq, a predicted model, not a curated record
AUGCUAAGCCUUGCCUCACAGAUCGAAGCUGUCGCCAGUUCCCCGCCUAAUGAUGUUGGGGAACGACGCGCUCUUUAUGACGCUGCUAGGAAACUACUAAACGUUAUCGAGGAUCCUUUUGAUACCAUCUACCGAGUGAACAAUUCACCCAUGAUCCUUACUUUCUCUCAUAUCGCUUGUGAGCUCGGAAUAUUUAACUCGCUCGCCAAUUCUACGCUUCCAGUCACAACUACGGCACUUGCCCAGUCCUCCGAAGCUGAUCCAUUGCUACUUAGCCGUAUUCUUCGAUUCUUAGCCUCUCAUGAUCUUAUUUUGGAGGCCGAUGAGAACAGCUAUGUUGCCACUACAAUUACUCGGACCUUAGCUCGCCCAGGCUUUAAGGCAGGAAUCGCGCAUUCUUUCAUGGCCAUUAUGCCGUGUCUUUUGGCUGCACCUCAAUUCUUAGCUGAUACGAAGUAUGCCAACCCAGAUGACUUGGUGCAUAGUCCCUUCCAGUCUGCCCACAACACCAAAGAACCAGCAUUCGCAUGGGCCAUGAGGCAGCCAAGAAUCAUGGACGAUUUCAACCUAUGGAUGUCUGAGCUUCAUGAUGGCCGGAAAUCUUGGUUGGACGUUUUUGAUUUCGCCGAACACGCUUCAAACGCCUCUGAAGACACUCUUCUAUUUGUGGACAUUGGUGGUGGCAUUGGUCAGCAAUGCGCUUUGCUAAAAAAUGUCCAUCCUAAGUUGUUAGGCCGUGUUGUGUUACAAGACCAGCUUUUUGUUAUUCCACAAGCUAUUCCAGUUGAAGGAGUCGAGAAACAAAGCUAUGAUAUCUGGACCGAGCAGCCACUUAAAGGUGCCAAGGUCUACUACCUCCGUAACAUAUUACAUGAUUACCCAGACGAAAAGAGUAUCGCCAUCAUUCAGAAUACUCUACCCGCGAUGUCUUCAGAAUCGGUCCUCGUUAUCGACGAGAUUAUUAUUCCUAACAAAGGCGCCCACUCGCGAUCAACAGAAAUUGACAUGACCAUGAUGGUUAGCUUUGCCUCAACCGAGAGAACGGAAAAGCAGUGGAGUAGUCUGCUUGAAAACGCUGGCCUAAAAGUCUUGAGCAAAAAUGUAUACAAUGAUGCCACAGGGCAGAGCGCCAUUAUAGCAGUUCCCAAAUAA